AUGACAAGUUCGAAUAAAGCUCGUCGUUAUCUACAGCAUCAUAAGCAGCACUCAACAGAAUCAAAUAAUAGUCAACAUUCAGUCACACAAUUACUAGUUGCUGAUUCAACAUCAUCUACUACUACAAUGCGUAAAUUUAGAGGUAAAACUCAACAACAAUCAUCAAUACCAGUAUCAAUACCACAAAUUUGUGUUAAUAACAAUGAUGAUGAUGAUGAUGAUGUUGAUAAUGAUGACAAUCGACAUGUUGCUAUACUUAAUGAAUUUGAUCAAGUUUUAGAAAAUGAAUUAAAACGUGCAUCGAUUUCACGUACAUUAUCACUUAAACAAAAUGACGUAGCAGGACAUAUAGAAAUACCAAUUAAUCAACCACGAAGUUUUUCAUUUGCACUCGGUUCAAAAACAAAUUUACAUGGCGAACAACAUGACGAUAAUCAAUCAAUGAAUAUAUUACCAUCUAAAACAAGAAAACUAUCGGCAACUUCUAAGUCAAGCUUGUCAAAAGAGACAUUCUCACGUCUAUUUCAAUCACUAACAUUUCGCUCGGGGAAUCAUUCAACGUCAAAAAUAUCACUUACAAAAACGGAUUUUAAACAUCAACAACGUCCAUGUCUAGCUUGUCAAAAUUAUUCAAAUCUUGAUUUAAUACCUAAAAAUAAAAAACGUCCAUCAAUAUUUGGUGUUCUUGUUUCAAAACUUAAUACAUCAUCAUCAUUAACAGCAACAUCUGGAAAUACAUCUAAAUGUUGUUCCGUAUGUAAAAGACCUUUAUCAAAAUCAAUUUCAAAUAAUGAUGAUAAUCAACAAUUAUCAUCAUCAAAAAAUCUUCAUGAUCAACAACAAUUACUUUCACGUACUAAAAGACGUCAAAGUCUGCCAUCAUUAUUACAUAAUCUUUUAGAAUCAUCAUCAUCAUCUGCACAACAUCGUCCAUCAUUUUCAACAGCAUUAAAUCAUGUUGUACUCGACAGUGUCAACCAUGAACAACAACAAUCUUCAACAUUAUCUCAAUCAUCUAAUUCAUUAACAGAGUCAGACGAUAGUAAUGAUCACAAUAAUAUCAAUAAUAAUAAUAACAAUUCAUUACAACAACGACAGCGCAUCAAUUAUGAUGAUUCAUCUCAGCUUACUGAAAAGUAUGGCAAUAAAGAUGAGAAUGACAAUGACACGGUAUUUGACAAUGGUGAAUCACAUGAUUCAAAUAUUAUGAAUAGUAACGAUUUAACAAAUGAUCAUAAUACCAGUCAACAAUUUUUACAUCCUCCUGAAGAAAAAACACGUAGUUUAUUAGUCAAUGUUUUUCGUACACGUCGAUCAAAUAUUGCUUUGGAUUCACAUGAUACUAAUAUUGUUGGUAAACAAUUAAGUGCUUCAGUUAUUAAUCUUGCUACAUCAAUGGGUAUAAAUCGUCGAAAUAGUGCAAUAUCAACAAUUAAUGAAAUAACAAUUGAUCAACGAAAACAUGCUGUAUCAGAAGAAAAUUUACUAUCAAUAGAUAAUACAUAUAUUUAUUUUACUAAUAUUAAUGGACAAAAUUUUAAAGAACAACUUAAAUAUUCAACUAUAUCUGAAAAUACAACUUUACGGUACAAAAAUUAA
This is a messenger RNA of Rotaria sp. Silwood2, 1599 nucleotides long. The record is from the annotation of a GenBank genome assembly. Lineage: Eukaryota; Metazoa; Rotifera; Eurotatoria; Philodinida; Philodinidae.